UAAACCGAUAACAUCACGAUCCUUUUAUACAUGGGACCUACCUACAUCACAUCUCCUGUGUCCAACUCUUUUUGGUGAUUGGCAGGUAACCGUAGAUCUCCCCUAUCAGAUGUUAGGCCUUUCACAAAUCACUAUGCAAUAAAACAUGCCUUUCUAUGCCUAUAUAUAACCCAUUCCUUUGCUCUCCGACCCUGUUAUUACACCAGGUACAAACCCUCCUCUGUAUCGAUCCUUCCCUUCAAUUCUCUCUUUCGUUUUUGGGUUUCUCUUUUUUCCCUCGGCGACAGGCCUCUCCUUGUGGCACCCGUACAAGAGCAAGAACUUGGAGAAGAUGAGAGCAUGACAACCGCUGAUCUUAGAAUCAACAGUGGAGAAUUACGAAACUUUCGAGGAGGCCCCACAAGCAAGAAGAACUACAACGACAUGUCGGCAGCACCAAAGGAAGAGCCAUGCACAGAGGACAGAUCACCUACACCACCAUUAGCAGUCGUGCCGUUCGCAGCAAUCCCCAUGCCACUAAACACAGUAACCCCACCAAAACGGGCAUCAACCAAAGACCGACACACCAAGGUGGAGGGUCGUGGCAGAAGGAUCCGAAUGCCCGCAACAUGUGCUGCCCGGAUCUUUCAACUAACCAGAGAAUUAGGCCAUAAAUCAGACGGGGAAACGAUCAGGUGGUUGCUCGAACAUGCUGAGCCUGCGAUAGUUGCAGCUACAGGAACUGGCACUGUCCCUGCUAUUGCCAUGUCUGUUAAUGGAACCCUCAAAAUCCCGACAACAACUAGCUCCAGCGCCGAACCUGACGAACCGAACGCUAAAAAGAAGCGCAAACGACCCGCUAAUAGCGAGUACGUUGAUGUCAACGACAGCGUAUCGGUAUCAGCUUCUCUCGCUCCCAUAACGACGCGACAGCCGCCACAGCCGCAGGCGCAACCACCAGUCACGGCAGUACCACAGGGUUUGGUGCCCAUGUGGGCCAUACCAUCAAACACGGUCGUUCCAGGGGCUUUUUUCAUGGUACCGUCCAUGCCAGGACCGUCUAACCAGCCCCAGAUAUUUACGUUCCCAGCUGCAGCUAGUCCUCUCAUAAAUAUUUCUCCCAGGCCAAUUUCAUCUUUCGUGUCUUCCAUGCAAUCUAAUAUAGCUGUGGCUCUGCCCGUUUCUGGUUCAAAACCUGGUAAGGGUAUUUCAAUGACGGCACCAAGUUCAAGCUCUGCUCAUACUACUCGGACUACAAGUACAACUACUAAUAGCACUCCUCAAAUGCUUAGAGACUUCUCUUUAGAGAUUUAUGACAAACAAGAGUUACAGUUCAUGUCUCGGUCUUCAAAGCAAUGACAAAAAUUGAAGGAUUUCAUUGGUGGAUUUUUUGGGUUCUAAUCCAUUCUGUGGCGUCCGCCAUUAACAAGUUUAUUCGAGCUCAGGAUUACGUAUCUCUUAAGCUUCAAAAAAAUAAUGGGGGGGAUUAAUUCGUGGAUGGGGAUGAGAGCACGUGCUCACGUGAGGGUGUUUAAAGUUGUGCACGUGUAAAGUAGUGCAGAGCAGGCGGAGAAUAGGGUCCACAUUAAUGGUGGGUCAACAGUAACCACUUGCAAAUAAGAGGAGACUGGUGGGGGUCCACAUUUUUUGUGGUAUUUGUAAGUUAUUAGGGUUAAAAUCUAAACUUAGGUUUUUUUUUAAAUAAAACUAUCAUAGUUUUCUUAUUUUUUUGGAAGACAGCUUCCACUGCUUUGACGGAAAAAAUAACAAAAAGAUGAUUCAGCAGCCGUGUGGAGAAGGGAAAGGGCAAAAAGACCUGGGCACCGUGGACCGUGCAACGCAAAAAAGACGGGCACUUGUUUUCGUUAGAACAUCAUGAUCGGUUCCUCAUUUGACGUGGGCGCGGGUCCCGAAGAGGCUAUGGGGUCCGAAUGGGACCGUUUCUUUUCUUGCAUUGCUUGCAAAGCGGCCGCUUGUCCCUACUACGGGGUGGUUCGGUGGUCCGAUCGAGAGUGGGGAUUGACUGGAACGACAACACGUGGCCUCGAUUAUCUGUAACUGUGGGGUCCUAAACUUUAGUAUGACACGUGGGCCCUGGGUUUUAUUUUAAUUUUUAACUGGGCCCCCCGUUCUGGUUGGACUGGUGAUGAAUCUGAUGACGGUAUCUGAUGCUCCUUUUGUUUAUAAUGUUGAAGUGGUUACAAGCAAUUGUAAAUGGACCCUGUACCAUGUUAGUUUUAUCUCAUUAAUUGAUUAUUAGUCAAAGAGAUCCUCAAUAUCUCAUU
Molecule: messenger RNA, 2264 nt
Organism: Populus euphratica (Euphrates poplar)
Lineage: Eukaryota; Viridiplantae; Streptophyta; Magnoliopsida; Malpighiales; Salicaceae
Product: transcription factor TCP9-like
Exons: 1
Coding region: 340-1338 (332 amino acids)
Cellular component (GO): nucleus
Molecular function (GO): DNA-binding transcription factor activity; sequence-specific DNA binding
Source: RefSeq, a predicted model, not a curated record